Saccharomyces kudriavzevii IFO 1802 is the source of this 4173-nucleotide messenger RNA. It is a transcript of the gene EDE1, whose product is annotated as Ede1p. Gene Ontology annotation, molecular function: protein binding; calcium ion binding. Gene Ontology annotation, biological process: endosomal transport; endocytosis. The record is from RefSeq and is a predicted model, not a curated record. Gene Ontology annotation, cellular component: cytoplasm; plasma membrane. Lineage: Eukaryota; Fungi; Ascomycota; Saccharomycetes; Saccharomycetales; Saccharomycetaceae. Bases 1 to 4173 code for a protein of 1390 amino acids. The transcript has a single exon.
AUGGCAUCCAUCACUUUUAGGACUCCAUUGUCCUCUCAGGAGCAGGCGUUUUACAAUCAGAAAUUUCAUGAAUUAGAUUCAGAAGAUCUUGGCGUGGUUACGGGCGAGGCGGUAAGACCACUCUUUGCAUCUUCAGGGUUGCCAGGGCAGAUAUUAUCCCAAAUCUGGGCCAUGGUCGAUAUAGACAAUAAAGGGUUUUUGAACUUGAACGAAUUUUCAGCUGCGUUGAGAGUAAUUGCUCAAUUGCAGCAACUUCCCAAUCAACCGAUUUCUACUGUUCUCUACGAGAACACCCCAAAUCAACUGGCCGCCUUUUCCACAGAUCAGAAGCCAACUUCCAUGCAAAGCACUAGUGCUACAGCUAAUGCAAACGUGGCUGACAUUCCUCCUUUGUCCGCUAACGAUAUUGCAAAAUUUUCACAACUGUUUGAUAGAACAGCAAAGGGCGCUCAAACUGUUGCAGGAGAUAAGGCUAAGGAUAUAUUCUUGAAGGCAAGAUUACCAAACCAAACUUUGGGUGAAAUUUGGGCUCUUUGUGAUAGAGACACUUUAGGCGUCCUUAACAAGUCUGAAUUCAUAAUGGCCAUGUACUUGAUCCAACUUUCUAUGUCUCAUCACCCAAGCAUGAACCCACCACCAGCUGUGUUACCUACCGAGUUAUGGGAUUCUAUUCGUUUAGAACCUAUUACUGCCAGCCAACAGAACAAAACAGCUCCCUUGAGUGCCAAUUCUACGGGAAUGUCCUCGCUGACAAGGAAUUCCACCAUAUCACGUUUGUCGACAGGUGCGUUCGGUAAUGCUGCUUCGGAUUGGUCUCUAAGUUUCGAGAAAAAGCAACAAUUUGACGCAAUUUUCGACUCACUAGACAAACACCAUGCUGGUUCUUUGAGCUCCGCUGUGUUAGUUCCAUUUUUCUUAUCAUCUAGAUUAAAUCAGGAGACAUUGGCCACUAUUUGGGAUUUAGCUGAUAUUCAUAACAAUGCUGAAUUCACCAAAUUGGAGUUUGCUAUUGCAAUGUUUUUGAUUCAAAAGAAAAACGCCGGAGUCGAAUUACCGGAUGUUAUUCCAAAUGAAUUAUUGCAAUCUCCUGCUCUGGGACUUUAUCCACCAAACCCACUCCCUAAACAACAAAGCGCCCCUCAAAUUGCCAUCCCUUCAAGAGCAAGUAAGCCAUCUUUCCAUGAUAUGUCAUACCAAAAAUCUGCUCCAAUUUUCAAUACUCAGCCAACAGCCCCACAAGUCCUUCCUCAAAACUCAAACAACGGUUCUUUGAACGAUCUAUUGGCUUUGAACCCUUCGUUCAGCUCCCCUUCUCCUCCAAAAACACAAGCGGUCGUUCAAAACAACACCAAUAACAGCUUCUUAUAUGAUAAUAAUAGUAGUCAAACAACAUUACAACAACAACAACACUCACAGCAACAGCCUCCAACUUUGACUCACUCCUCUUCUGGAUUGAAAAAAUUUACUCCAACAUCCAAUUUUGGGCAGAGUAUAAUUAAGGAAGAACCUGAAGAACAAGAACAACCAAAGGAAACUCAAAGAGCCUUCAGCACUCAACAGCCUCCACCAGUACCAAAGCAUGCUGCGAGCCCAGUCCAACGUGCCGCCUCUGUGACGCUUCCACAGGUUCCAAACUUUUCUGGCUUUAGCAUGCCAGCAGGUGCGGCUGCGGGCGCUGCUAUAGGAGCUACUGUAGGAGCUGCUGCCUUGGGUGUAUCUGCUUUAUCAAACUCUUCCAAUAAUGCUUUCAAAAACCAGGAUUUAUAUGCUGACGGUGAAGCUUCAGCCCAGUUAUCUAGUGCAACCACCGAAAUGGCCAAUUUAUCUAAUCAAGUAAACUCCUUGUCCAAGCAGGCAAGUAUUACCAAUGAGAAAAAAUCGAGAGCUACUCAGGAGUUAAAGCGCGUUACUGAAAUAAAAAAUUCCAUCCAAUCCAAACUGAAUAAUUUGCGUUCCUCUCAUGACCAAAAUGUUAAGCAAACUGAACAACUGGAAGCGCAAGUCACUGAAGUCAAUAAAGAAAAUGAAACAUUGUCACAACAGUUAGCUGUCUCGGAGGCAAAUUACCAUGCCACUGAGUCUAAACUGAAUGAAUUAACUACAGAUCUUCAAGAAUCUCAAGCCAAAAACGCCGAACUGAAAGAGCAAAUUAUCAACUUGAAUUCAAUGACCGCGUCCUUACAAUCGCAGUUGAAUGAAAAACAACAGAACGUCAAGCAAGAAAGAUCAAUGGUUGAUGUUAAUUCUAAGCAAUUAGAGUUGAAUCAAAUUACAGUGACAAACUUGCAGAAGGAAAUCGAUGGUCUUGGUGAAAAAAUUAGCGUUUAUUUGACCAAGCAAAAGGAACUGAAUGAUUAUCAAAAAACUGUCGAAGAGCAACAUGCUCAAUUACAAAGUAAGUAUCAAGAUCUGUCCAACAAGGACACUGAUUUAGCGGACCGUGAAAAACAAUUAGAAGAACGUAACAAGCAGAUUGAAGAACAAGAAAGUCUUUACCAUCAGCACGUUUCCAACUUGCAAGCGAUGUUUGAUGAUUUAUCUCAAAGAAAAGCAGCUUUUGAUAAAGCAGAUCAAGAAUUGAAGGAGAGAAACAUUGAAUAUGCCAAUAACGUAAGAGAGUUAUCUGAAAGACAAAUGAACCUAGCAAUGGGACAACUACCGGAUGAUGCUGAAGGUAUUGUUACAAAGAAUAUCUCCAAUACAGAUGCAGCGACUAAAGAAGUUGCCCCAAAAGAAAAUGCUCACGAAGACACAGUAUCCAAAUUUGUUGAGACUACCGUUGAGAAUUCAAAUUUAAAUGUUAAUCGUGUCAAGGAGGACGAAGAAAAGACAGAAAGAACCGAAAGCGACGUUUUUGAUAGAGACGUUCCGACUUUAGGGUCUCAAAGUGACAAUGAAAAUACGGCCACAAACAAUGGCACCGAAUCAGGUGCCGAGACGGGAAAUGCAAAUUUAAAUGAAACAUUAAGUGACAGAUUUGAUGGUGAUCUGAAUGAAUAUGGUAUUCCAAGGAGUCAAUCGUUGACGUCGUCAGUUGCCAAUAAUGCUCCUCAGUCGGUCAGGGAUGAUGUUGAGCUACCAGAAACACUAGAAGAACGUGAUACUACUAUCAAUAACGUCACAAAUAGGGAUAGAGCGGAAAACUUGUCUCACAUCCCUGGCGAAUGGGAAGCUGCGCCAGCCACAGCUUCCACUGAUGUUUUGAGCAAUGAAAGUACAGAAGUUGUUGAAAAUGGAAGUACUACUAAAAGGGCUAAUUCUAAUGAAGGUGGCGAGUCUGACAGUUCUAUUCAAGAAUCACCAAAAUUGUCUGCUAAAUCACUUUCAGAUGCUCACCUAAAAACAAAGACAAUAAAUGAAGAAUUUCCACCAAUUCAGGAAUUGCAUAUUGAUGAAAGCGAUUCGUCAUCUUCAGAUGACGAUAAAUUCGAAGAUACUAGGGAAGUACCAUCUGCAGCCGUGAACUCUUCUCAAACUCCAUAUCAUCCUCAAACUCCAUAUCAUCCUCAACCAACAUCAUUUUCGGCGGUCACCGCGAAUCAAAAAAGACAAAUUCCUGUCCAAGAUUACGCUUCUCUGCCUAGUGAGGCCAACUUUCAGAAAGCAAAUACUAGUCCAGCUUUGCCCGCCAAGGACGAAUUUGAUGAUGAAUUUGCAGGAUUAGAGCAAGCAGCGGUAGAAGAAGAUAAUGGUGUUGAUUCCGAAUCCGAAUUUGAAAACGUUGUCAAUACCGGAUCAAUGGAGCAGUUCGAAACUAUAGACCAUAAGGACCUUGAUGAUGAAUUGCAAGGAAACACCUUUACAGGAGCGUUAAGUAGAUCCUCCAAUCCAAGUACUCCAGGACAUCAAGUGCAUAAGGUGCAAGAACAAGCAACUAAUGAUCCUGCUCAAGUGAGCAACGAUGAAUGGGAUGAGAUUUUUGCUGGGUUUGGCAAUUCAAAAACUGAAUCAACUGUUUCACAACAACCUGUUCCGUUGAAGACAGAAUCUACCGCCAAUGCUAGCCUGCAGAAAAAUCCAUUAAUCAACCGCGGCAUUGCGACAACACCAAAGUCCUUGGCCAUUGAAGAAUUAAGCGGCAUGGGGUUCACCGAGGAAGAAGCACAUAAUGCCUUAGAGAAAUGCAACUGGGAUUUGGAAGCGGCUACCAAUUUCCUAUUGGACAGUGCUUAA